CCUUGACCAUCUUUAGGAUGUGGGGCCCUCUGGCUUUUCUCGUUUAUGCCGCCAUUAACCAGCACCUCGUAGCGUUUCCUGACCUGAAACUCCUCCCGGCCCCCAAAACAGGAUGCUGACGACGUCGCGCUGUCGGUGUAGUGCCACCAGUACCAGCCGCGGAAGACGAAGACGGAGAAGAGAACGCCGGAGCUGCGCCGCGGACAAUCCGAAGGCAUGGCAUCAUGGAAUUCUUCGAGAACCAAGUUGGCGAGGUGCGAUACCUGACCACUCUGACUGAGACCCCAGCCUCGGUACCACCGGCAUCCCCAGACUCCCAGCAACAACAGAGCAGCGCCGCCGCCGCCGCGCCGACGAGCGGUGGCGCCAAGAGGAAGAACAGCGUCGACGAAUCCCCGCCUCCGAAGGGCCCUCAGCAGCGGAGCAAGAGAAACAGAUACAUCUCCAUAGCCUGCAACGAGUGCAAGCGGCGCAAGAUCAAAUGCAAUGGCGAGACGCCGUGUCAACGAUGCGGCAACCUCAACCUCCAGUGCCUCUACACCCCCAAUUGCUGCUCCCACUCCUUCAAGGACUCGGACGACUUCAAGCACAUGGUCACCAAGGUCAAUCAGCUGCAAGAGCAGGUCGACGCCCUCUUCGCCAGCAUGAACGCCCUGAGGUCCGAGGCUCUGCGCUUCGCCCCUAUCCAAGACCGACCGCCCGCGCUGCCCUCUGCCUCGAGCACUCCGUCGACCUCCUCGAUCCCUUCCAUCACACCCGCGUACCGAGCUGCCGAUGUGCCCCACCCGCGCCAUCCCGGCUUCCGAGGGCCCACGAGCGCCCGGUUCAAUUUCGAUGUUGCCAAGAAUACCCUUCACAAGAUGGGCUACAGCAACCCGUCCGACAGCGGUGACCCCGACGGCCUCACCCAAGACACCCCGGCCCCGUCUCCGAACCAGCCGGCGCAGCUGCCGUCAUUGGCGACGGCCCAGUCCGUCCCGCGAGACCCGCUGUGGGAGUUUGACAAGGACGAGUUGGUGCGUCUAUGCCGGGUGCACGACGAGGAGGUCGGCCUCAUGUAUCCCGUGGUUAAGAUUGAGUCCGUCAUCCGCCACGCCAGGUCCCUGGCCUCAUGGAUGGAGGCGUCCAGGAGGAACUUUGUGCUUUCCACGUAUGGCGACGAAGUUGGCAUCCGGGACCGAAAUACGCUGCUGCUCAAGAUCAUCGUGUGCUGCGCCUUGCAGGUCGAGGAGCACGGGAAUAGCGAGAAGGGCCAGAGGCUGUUCAGUAGCGUCCGGCCAAUAAUGGACAGAAUAUUGAUGUCCGAACCCAGUGAUGUGAAGAACAUGCCGCUACUAGCCCUCACGGCCGGUUAUUAUUUUCUCGCCAACGACGAGAUUCUCGCCUGGCGGACGAUGGGUCAAGUUACCCGUCUCUGUUUCGAGCUCGGCCUUCACCGACGCGACGCGAUCCGACAGAUCGGCGACGAGGAAGAGCGCAAAAAUGCAACCAAUACCUUCUGGGCCGCCUACGUAUUGGACCGACGGUGGGCGUUCGGCACCGGCUUGCCGUAUACCGUUCCGGACGUCGAGAUUGAUCCCCAACUACCGUAUCCCGACUCGCACCCCUACCUCAUUGCCAUGAUCAACUACUCGAAGCUAAGCGAACGGGUCUGGCGGAUCGUCCGAAACUUCGAACCGAAUGCGGCCCUGGGGGUGCGGCCAACCGACAUCGAAGAACUCGACUGCUCGAUAAAACAGUGGUACACCGAGGUGCCCCGUGAAACCCAGCUCGAACUAGCCAACUGGGAAGCGUUGCCUAGAUACCUCAACCCUCCCGUGCAUAUCCAAAAGGAGUACGAUAUUCAGCGGCUACAAAUCUGGACGUAUCUCCGCCUCAAUCAGAUCCGGACUUGGCUCUACACCCCGGUCUUGCACACCCACAGUAGCAUCAUGGAGAACAUGCAGUUCGCGGAGCGUGUUGUCAAGCUCGCCAAGAAUACUAUACGCUACUUGACGCACUUGAACAAUACGACCAAUAUCUACCGGAAGAUACAGGUCUUCUAUCACCAGUUCCUGUUGUCGGCCAUUUCCGUUCUCUUCCUCGCCUCCUGCCACGCCCCGGUCAACUUCAGCGCAUCCUGUCGUCACGAAUUCUACAUGGCCCUCGAGCUAGUGAAGGACUUGUCGUCCAAGUCGUGGGUGUCGCAGCGCCUGUGGAGCACCAUCAAGUCUCUCCGAGAAGUGGCACCCCGUCUGGGUCUGGCUCAGGACCCCCAUUCGACGGCUGCGCUCACGAAGGCCGUACUUGCAACGGAACAGGCGAGAGCUGUCCCGCCAAUGGGCCACGGCUAUGGCUCGCAGCCAUCGCCCAUGUCGGGGGAGCCCGCGUCUUUCAGCGGCGUCCAGAACGGCCAUCACAUGUCGAGCGAAAUGUCGCGAAUAUUCGAGGGCUACAUGGGCCAAAACAAUAGCCAGCUGACCCCUACCGAUGUUCCCUCGGUGGAUGACGACGAUGCCGCACCUUACGGCAUGGGGAGCAAUGUAUACCAGCACUUCAGAGCCAUGUUUUAAAUGAAUCCCGUGUCGUUCGUCUCUGGGUAUCCAGCCGUUUGCUGACCCACCCCCUGGAUAGCAUGGCAGACGGGGACCGCACAUAUGAGCGCCCAUUUCCCGCUACGGGAUAUGAGGGUUCCCAACCAGUUAUACUU
Molecule: messenger RNA, 2689 nt
Organism: Durotheca rogersii
Lineage: Eukaryota; Fungi; Ascomycota; Sordariomycetes; Xylariales; Xylariaceae
Exons: 4
Coding region: 225-2552 (775 amino acids)
Biological process (GO): positive regulation of transcription from RNA polymerase II promoter by galactose; DNA-templated transcription
Cellular component (GO): nucleus
Molecular function (GO): RNA polymerase II cis-regulatory region sequence-specific DNA binding; zinc ion binding; DNA-binding transcription factor activity, RNA polymerase II-specific
Source: RefSeq, a predicted model, not a curated record